AUGGCUUCUCCAAUGCAGCCAGUAAUCGUCUCCUCCUCCCCUCCGCAGCCCUCCUCCUCCCCUUCCUCCUCCUCCCCAUCCGCCUCCUCCUCCCGCGCGCCCUCCCCUGCCCUCGACCAAUCCAACAACGCAACCUCGCUCGACUCCUCCACCGAGCACUGCUCCGAUCCAAUAAUAGUCUCCGCCUCCUGUCUUCUCACCCCCGACGCCGCCUCUGAAGACGACGAGGCCGCACCGGCUGCAGCACCGGCUGCAUCCACCACCCCUCCCGCCCAGUCCACCGCGACCACCGCCCGCGAAUCCGACCCAAUCCUCACAAUCUCCGUCACAAACCUCCCCUACGUCGUUCGCUGGCAAGAACUAAAGGAUCUCGUCAAGGGAAUCAUCCCUGCCACCGACAUCGUCCGCUCUGAAGUCUUCAUCAUCGACGACGACAACAAGCGCUCCCAGGGCUCGGGCUCAAUCAUCAUCCGCGGCCGCGAAUCCGCCAAUAAAUGCGUUGAAACCCUCAACGGCUUCGAGUGGCACGGCCGACCACUGGCGGCUACCAUCGUGCCCGCGAUGGCAUACUACCCAAUGCCAUCUGCCGCCGUCGCGCCCUACGCGGCCUACACCGGCCGGCAGCGCGUCUCCUCGCCUGCGUCCUUCCCGCUGAACGCGACCGUUGCCGCGCAGUACGGUCUCAUGCCGUACCAGAUCCCUGCGCAACCCUACGCGGAGUACUACGAGCCCUCGAUGCAGUUCGGGCCUCCCCCUCCUGCGCUCGCGCCCAUGUCGCUGUCGUCGCAGCAGCUCUUCCAGCAGCAGCAGCAUCAGCACCAACACCAGGGCUUGCCGUACUUCCCACCCCAGCUCCCGAUGGCGAUGCACCACCAGCCUACGCAGCGCCGGCCGCACAAUCAGGGUAACGAGAACAGCAGCAGCAGCAGCAGCACGAGCAGCUACCAGCAGCAACCGCAGCAGAUCGACAAGCGGAAAGUGUUUAUCGGCAACAUCCCGUUCACGACGCAGUGGCGCGACCUGCGCGAGUUUGUGCAGACGGCGGGCAAGAUCGUGCGCAUCGAGAUCAUCAUGAACGACGAAAACAAGUCGCGCGGGUUCGCUAUCGCUGUCUUUGAGACCGACGAGGACGCGCAGAACGCAAUCGACCAGUUUGACGGGCAAAAGUUCCAGGGACGGGCGCUCACCGUGCGCUUGGACAAGUACCCAGACUCGCGGCCGCCGCCGAACCAUAGCCGCAACAACCACAGCAACCACAGUAACAACGGUAUGUUCCUGAGCAACAACAUGAGCUUUUCGGCACCAUCGUCGGCCUUGACGUCUUCUUCGUCCGGAGACUCGUCGCCCAAGUCGCGCGACUACACAAGCGCGCCGUACCCGAACGGCGGCGCGCGGAAGCACUCAAAGUACGGCGGCGAGAGCGUGAACAGCAGCCGGUCAAACAGCUACAGCUCUCCCGGGAUGCAAUACUACCCAGCGCCGUUCACGCCCGACCUCGGCGGCGCGGGCAUGUGGCCUGGCGGAGCACCGCCGCCGCAGCAGCAGUUCCCGCCCAACUCUGCCUCGGCGGCGGCGGCGGCGGCAGCAGCUGCUGCUGCGUACUGGUCGCAAUAUCAGCAGGGAAUGCCGUCGGCUGGCUACGCGAUGAUGCAGAACCAGUUCCAGGGUAUGUCGCUGAUGCCGUCACCCGCCGCGGCGGCGGCAGCCAUCUCUGCUGCUCAGGCGCAGGGAGGCAGAUAUCAGCACCAGCAGCCGCAUAUGCAGUCUUAUAUCGCUGGCCCGGGAUCGUAUGGCAUGCCGGGCGUGUACCAGCCGCCGCAGUAG
This is a messenger RNA of Myxozyma melibiosi, 1824 nucleotides long. RefSeq lists its product as uncharacterized. The transcript is spliced from 3 exons. Bases 1 to 1824 code for a protein of 607 amino acids. Gene Ontology annotation, molecular function: mRNA binding. Gene Ontology annotation, cellular component: cytoplasm; nucleus; ribonucleoprotein complex. The record is from RefSeq and is a predicted model, not a curated record. Lineage: Eukaryota; Fungi; Ascomycota; Lipomycetes; Lipomycetales; Lipomycetaceae.